Messenger RNA from Ilex paraguariensis (yerba mate), 528 nucleotides. Lineage: Eukaryota; Viridiplantae; Streptophyta; Magnoliopsida; Aquifoliales; Aquifoliaceae. The record is from the annotation of a GenBank genome assembly.
AUGCGAUACUGGUUAAAGAAGCUGAGACACCAGGUGAUCACACUGUGGAUCAUCUUGCUCUUUGGGCUGAGCAUUGCCAGAGGAGAUGUUUCAACGGAUGGUAAAUGGUGCUACAUAAUUUUCUGGGUAAUUGCAAAGCCAACAACAAGGUGGAAUCUACUAAAGAAGAGACUGCUUGAGGUGUGCCCUACAUGUACUCCGGCCGCAUCGGGGAUUUACUAUUACAGGCCAGAAUUUCAACAGCCAAAGCCACCAGAUGUGUUCCUGUUGAAGUUUUGGUGUGACUAUGACCAGAAAGGCCUGCUUCAUGACGUUACCGAGGUUCUUUGUGAGCUAGAGCUUACGAUAAAGAGAGUGAAGGUAUCCACAGCACCAGAUGGGAGAGUAAUGGAUCUAUUCUUUGUCACAGACACCAGAUAUUAUAGUUGUUGGGUGAAAUUNCCUACGCCUCAAAUGGCCUCAGACGAGGUGAUUUCGCUAAAGUGUGCGCCUCGAGGAUUGAGCUCAAGUUUGCCCUAUAUGCUUUAA